UUAGAGAGUCUGGUGUCUUGUUAGGAAAAGCAUACUGGCUUUGCAGGCAGACAAGCGUGAGAGCUUGAAUCUUGAUUCUUUGGCUUAACUAGCCCGGUGAUAUUGGCAGGGCUCGCCAGCUUGCCUGAGUCUCGGCUUCUCCAUCUGUAAAGUGGAGAGCGAAAGGCCACUGCCUACCACGCAGGUGGCCCACGAUAGGAAGUGAGGCAUCGUCUUAUAUAUGCUGGAGCCACAUUGAGACCCAGCACAGAAGCUGAAAGUCCCCCAGAAAACAAACCUCCAUCCUUUAUUUGCAUUUUUCAAAGAAUGUGAAAAGGGGAAGCCGAUUCAAAACAGCUCUUCCCAAAAGUGACGCUACCCAGUUCUUGCACAACCCAUAGCUGCCAGAGAAAGUCUUGAAGAUCAGCCACCCUGAGAAACCUCACAGCUUUUCUGUCAUUCGAGGUCCUCUGCACCCGUUCUCUAAUGCUGUUCACUGAUUCAGACUUUCCAGUUAGGUGCCCCAGCUCCCCUCUCCGCUUCUCGGGUUUGAUCUUUCUCCACCCAUUCACCUGCUUCUGCAAAGGGGCUAAAGCCCAUUCUCCUUAGAGGGCAGGGGUGUGAUUAUCUGAUCAUCAAGGACAUCGGUUCCUAGCACGUGGCAGGUGUCCCCAGACUGCUACCUUCCUUUCCCACCCUCCUUCCCCUCCCGUCUCUGCUCAGUACCUGAACGGUAACGCUAGGAAUUAUGGUUCAGGGAGGCCUUGAUCUCCCCAUCAAUCCACUUUGUCCCUGGUUUGAUUCUCGUGAGCACCAUUAACUUUUCUGGAGGAAGGUGAGGUUUUAAGAACUGUUUAAAGGCCAGGCGUGGUGGAUCACGCCUGUAAUCACAGCAUUCUGGGAGGCCAAGGUGGGCAGAUCACCUAAGGUCAGGAGUUCAAGAUCAGCCUAGCCAACAUGGCAAAAUCCUGUCUCUACCAAAAAUCCAAAAAUUAGCUGGGCGUGGUGGUUCACACCUGUAAUUUCAGCUACUUGGGAGGCUGAGGCAGGAGAAUCACUUGAACCUGGGAGGCGGAGGUAGCGGUGAGCCGAGAUCACGCCACUGCACUCUAGCCUGGGCAACAGAGCGAGACUCCGUCUCAAAACAACAACAACACAAACUGUUUAAAUGAGACAGGGAGGGUGUUAGGGUGUCUGUGCCCAAAAUGAGAUCUGGUGUCAUUCAACCCUUUCUUCACUCAUUCGGCACACAGAUACUGAGCACCUGGAAAUGCACCAGUACAGAGCCAGUUGUUAGGACACCAAAAAGAUAAGGUAUAGGACCAACCUUGGGGAUCUCUAGUCUAGGGCCGCCAAGGAUUUUUAAGGCAAGAUCCCCUGGAGGGAGCUGAGGCAGUCCUAAGCCUGAAGGGCCUGGCUCAAGCUCCCCGGCAACCAUCAAGCGUCUUCCCCUUACCACCCUGUCCCUCAGCACAGCUGCUGACAUAAACCUACUACAUGGCUGAUUGACCAUGAGAUGUGGCCAUCAAUAGACAUUGCUGAGGCGUGAAGAGCAGGUGAAGAGCAGGUGGCCAGGAAGCUGGGGGACCAGGACUCCAGACGCAGGCUGCCUUCCACAACCCCAGCUCUCACAGUCUUCCCAGGGUCCAGACAAUGGAUCGUGCAUUUAGGUUCCCAAACACCUGCUGUGCAACGUGUAGUAGGCAAAGCAGGCCAAAGCAUUUGCCCUCAGGAGGCCGGCAUUCUAGCUCGGGAGCCAGCCAAGACAAUGUCGCACUGAAGAAAGACAACAAAAGUGAGAUUCGCAGGAGGGAUCAGUGUGGCUGAGGCACCCAGGAAGGCCCUCGGAGAAGGUGCCCUUGGGCAAAGAUCCAGACGCCAGGUGGGUGGGGCCAAAGCAGAGAAGAUCUGGAAAACCCAACGGCUCCCUGGGGCUUCACUCUUGCUGUAGGAGGGGAAACUGCACUGCUGUGGAUUCUUCCUCUGUUCUGUCUGUUUCUCGGUUCCCAACAACACACUGAACAGUAGGAGGCCAGUUCUCCGCUCACAGCGGGUGCUGCACCCCAGAUGCGGCUCUCGAGAAAAAAGCGAGCACGGACCAAUUUAGUGGCUCUGAGGUAUGAAAAGCAGUGAGACAGUGUCUUUGAGGGAGUUAGUGAUAGGCUGAGACCCCCUUGCUGUCCCCCCUGAAGCCUGGUGACCAGAGCUGCCAGGAGGCCACACAGAGAGAGGUUUAUGAUGGGGGACCUGGAAUUCGGAAGGGGCAGAGUGGUCAGGUGACCCACACAUGCCUGAGAAAACUGAUGUGGAAAGGCUGUGUUGUCAUUCUGAGGCAGGAAACAGAGACAGACCGACAGACAGACAGACACGGGCACAGUGAGAGACAGAGACAGAAUCACAGAGCAGAGCUGGCUUCUCACCAGCAGGCGUGGGCACACCUGAGAGAGCGUCUAGAGAGGUUAGAAAUCUUCCUUAGGUCCUCCUGGAAGGCUCAGGUGACCCCACUGGGAAACACGAAAGGCUGGGAGGAUUCCCAGGGCUGAGAGAAGGAAGCUACGCAGCCGGCCGGUGCCACAUUCCCUGUGCCUCGGGGAGUGCCCCCCAGUGUCCCCAGCCAUGCACCCGGGGGGAGUCGGCUUGGACAUCUGUGCCACCCCUUGACAGGCAGAGUGGGGGCCACAAGCUGGGUCCUCCAGUGCCAGUCAGCAGAGGCUGACCCCGUUCCUUGCCUUCCUCCUCCUGCUCCUUCCUCCAGCCCUGGGAAGGUCGGAAGCCACCACCAUGGAGCUAGAGGGGAAGCAGAGGCAGAACAGGGGGGCCCCUCCUCGCAAAAACUAAAACAAGCCCACAGCCUAUGCAGAACCGCACCUGGGUGUGAUCACUCCUUACCCCACACACCCACUGCCACUUGGAGAUGGUUUGGUGGCUGCGGUCACAGGGCACCCUGUGUUGUCAGGGGUGAGCCAGCGAGGCCCGGGGCCUGCCCAGGGGUGAGGGUGGAAAAAACCUGGCCCCAGCACAGGUGUGAACAGGCAGGAGUGUUGGGGAGGGAAUAGCGCUGGGUUGUGGCCAAGUCCCUGAGCCCUGCUCUUGAGAGGCACUGGCUACACACCUGGCCCCUAUCCAGAUAGGACCCCUAUUCCUCCCUGGCCCCUCUGUGUUCCUGCAUCUUCCCAGCCCCUCACCUCCUCUGGUGUGGCCUCACCUCCAGCCGGGAUGCCCCAUUAGCUGCUCAUCCAAGCUGCUAGAACCUCAGGCUAAUGGCCCUGUCACCUGCCCUCCUCCCCUUCCGGCUCACUGCCCAUCCCGGGCAUCCUCCGUCAGCCCGCUGAGGGGACUGCUGAGCCUCAGAGACAUCUGGCAGCACCGGAGGCGAAUUGUAAUCCUCCACACAGGGCUGGAACCCGCGAGUGAUCCCAGAAGCCCCUCCUCUCCGGGGCCCCAAGAUCUGAGGACAGGGAGCCAGUUGCACACAGGAGCCGUGCAGGCCAGGACGGCGGCCCCAUGGACCUGCCCCUGCAGCUCUCCUUCGGCCUCUAUGUGGCCGCCUUUGCGCUGGGCUUCCCGCUCAACGUCUUGGCCAUCCGAGGCGCGACGGCCCACGCCCGGCUCCGUCUCACCCCUAGCCUGGUCUAUGCCCUGAACCUGGGCUGCUCCGACCUGCUGCUGACAGUCUCCCUGCCCCUGAAGGCGGUGGAGGCUCUUGCCUCGGGGGCCUGGCCUCUGCCGGCCUCGCUGUGCCCCGUCUUCGCAGUGGCUCACUUCUCUCCACUCUAUGCCGGCGGGGGCUUCCUGGCCGCCCUGAGUGCAGGCCGCUACCUGGGAGCAGCCUUCCCCUUGGGCUACCAAGCCUUCCGGAGGCCGUGCUAUUCCUGGGGGGUGUGCGCGGCCAUCUGGGCCCUCGUCCUGUGUCACCUGGGUCUGGUCUUUGGGUUGGAGGCUCCGGGAGGCUGGCUGGACCCCAGCAACACCUCCCUGGGCAUCAACACACCGGUCAACGGCUCUCCGGUCUGCCUGGAGGCCUGGGACCCGGCCUCUGCCGGCCCGGCCCGCUUCAGCCUCUCUCUCCUGCUCUUUUUUCUGCCCUUGGCCAUCACAGCCUUCUGCUACGUGGGCUGCCUCCGGGCACUGGCCCACUCUGGCCUGACGCAUAGGCGGAAGCUGAGGGCCGCCUGGGUGGCCGGCGGGGCCCUCCUUACGCUGCUGCUCUGCGUAGGACCCUACAACGCCUCCAACGUGGCCAGCUUCCUGUACCCCAAUCUGGGAGGCUCCUGGCGGAAGCUGGGGCUCAUCACGGGUGCCUGGAGUGUGGUGCUUAAUCCGCUGGUGACCGGUUACUUGGGAAGGGGUCCUGGCCUGAAGACAGCGUGUGCGGCAAGAACGCAAGUGGGCAAGUCCCAGAAGUAACGCCACCGCUCGGGGGAAGGAGCAUGGGGCAGGAGGGCCCGGCUGCUUCUCCAGGCCCCUGCGGGGGGCUGCUUCGGAGGAACUGCAGGGCAGCCUGGCCCGGAGGCCUCCCUGGAGCCACUCAAGCGGAGAGUGGUGCCUGCCGAGGGCAGCACCCCAGUCAAGAGAGGAGCACGGAGCCAGAGCAAGGUGGCAGGGGGAGGUAAGUUUGCCACCGCAAGGUCGGCCCCCUUCCUCGCCUGUCUUUCUCUCCACUCUGCACGUCCUCACCUGCCUGUCUUCAGUGGGCCGCGAGCAGAGGCCUUGUACUUAGGGGAAGGAGGAGGCAGUCUGUUUCUGACCCACAGGAACUGCCACUCCGGUGAUGCACUUGAGGACACGCUACUCUGAAAUCAGUUCCCAGGAGAGAACAUUUGAUUUCCGAGUAGGAGAGGAGGCAGGAGGCAGGAUAAUGACGCUGUUAUACCAUGUGAAACUCGCAAGGGGGCAGCCUUGGAGCUUGGAACGGAGGCUGGCAGGAAAAGAUGCUUCAGCCGGGGAGGGAAAAUGCAAGGUCCCGAAGUGAUGGGCAAAGGCCACCCAGUUGACUCUUGAACAACGUGGGGAUGGGGUGCCGAACCCCCACGCAGUGGAAAAUCUGUGCAUGACUUUGACUCCCCCAAAGUUCAACUACUAAUAGCCUACUGUUGACCAAAAUCUUUACCCAGUAUAUAAACAAUUGAGUAAGACAUAUUUGAAGCCAGGCAGAGUGGCUUAUGCCUGUAAUCCCAGCACUUUAGGAGGCCGAGGCGGGAAGACUGCUUGAAGCCAGGAGUUCAAGACCAGCCUGGGCAACAUAGUGAGACCCCACCUCUACAAAUAAUAAAAAUAAAAAUAAUUAGCUGGGCGUGGUGGUGUGUGCCUGUAGUCCCAGCUACUGAGGAGUCUGAGGUGGGAGGAUCGCUUGAGCCCAGGAUCGAGGCUGCAAUGCCAUGAUUGCACCACUGCACUCCAGCCUGGGUGACAGAGCAAGAUCCUGUCUCUGGAAAAAAAAGAAAAAAGACAUAUUUUGUAUGUUAUAUGUAUUAUAUGCUGGAUUCUUACAAUAAAGUCAGCUAGAGAAAAGUA
This is a messenger RNA of Symphalangus syndactylus (siamang), 5493 nucleotides long. RefSeq names its product free fatty acid receptor 1 (gene FFAR1). Gene Ontology annotation, cellular component: plasma membrane. Gene Ontology annotation, biological process: G protein-coupled receptor signaling pathway; positive regulation of insulin secretion; response to fatty acid. Gene Ontology annotation, molecular function: bioactive lipid receptor activity. Lineage: Eukaryota; Metazoa; Chordata; Mammalia; Primates; Hylobatidae. The record is from RefSeq and is a predicted model, not a curated record.